Messenger RNA from Sarcophilus harrisii (Tasmanian devil), 1530 nucleotides. It is a transcript of the gene URAD, whose product is annotated as ureidoimidazoline (2-oxo-4-hydroxy-4-carboxy-5-) decarboxylase. The record is from RefSeq and is a predicted model, not a curated record. Lineage: Eukaryota; Metazoa; Chordata; Mammalia; Dasyuromorphia; Dasyuridae. Gene Ontology annotation, biological process: allantoin metabolic process. The coding region runs from base 123 to 650 and encodes 175 amino acids. Gene Ontology annotation, molecular function: carboxy-lyase activity. The transcript has 2 exons.
GUUUUUUACCUGCAUAUUCAGCAAAUAAAAGUUAACUUCACAAGUUAACACUUGUUAAUGACACUCAUUCUUUCUCAGCCUCCCCAGUGGGACUUUGCUGUUUUUCCUGCAGAAAGAGAGGGAUGGAUAUCCAGCUGGUCAAUUCCAUGGACUUUGGGGAAUUUGUUGAUGUUUUGGGGAAUAUUAUAGAGAAAUGCCCCCUGAUUGCAGCAGCCAUCUGGUCCCAUCGCCCAUUCAUGAACUUGGCUGAUUUAGAGAAGCAUGUGUUUGAUUUUAUAGACGCCCUUCCACAAUCAGGGAAAGAAGGGAUCCUGAGGUGCCACCCAGACUUAGCUGGCCGGGAGUUGCAGCAGGGAACGCUGACCCCAGAGUCCCAGCGGGAGCAGAGAGGGGCAGGCCUAAGUAACCUGGGCCCGGAGGAAAGACGCCGGCUGGGCCAGCUCAACUGCGAGUACAAGGCACGUUUUGGUUUCCCCUUCGUGAUCGCGGCGCGGCUCAGCGACAAGGCGACUGUGAUGAGGGAGCUAGAGCGCAGGCUGCACAAUCAGCCUACCCAGGAGCUGCGUGCUGCACUGGAGGAGGUGCGCAAGAUCUGCCACCUCCGCUUGGAAGACAUCCUGCGGUCCCGAGAGGACCCCGCCAAACUAUAGAAUCCUAAAGGGGCGGGAGUAGGAGGGAGUGGAGGGGGGUGUCAGUGCGAGGAGGGCAAUGGAGGAGUCUAACUUCAAGCUAGAAAAUAACAACCCUCUUCAUCAGAAUGGCAUGCCUUGCCUAAGUGUCUAUCCAAAAACAGGAUGUGAACUAGCAGGUGGUGAAAGUGUGCGCAAGCAUGGAUUGAAUUGGGCAGUCGAGGGAACUAGCCAGACACAUGCAGCACUUUAAUUCAAUGGGUUACCAUAGUUUGAAAUUUAGGUGAGUUUUGCACGGAAUUAACCCAGUUUAUAAAUAAUGCGUGGAAACAAGAGGCAGCAUGUUUUUAGUAGAGACCUGUCUUCAGAGUCUAGAAGUCCUCAUCUGAACUCUCAAACAUCUUUAUUUAAUAUACAUGCCUGACUGUGUGACCUUGGGCAGCUCACGAAACCUCUCUAUAAGACUAUAAAUUGCAGUGGUGGCUGAUCUUCGUUGAUAGACAAAUUUCUCUCACUGAGAGUUCUCUACAUUAAUGUCUGAACAGUUUCUAAAAGUGCCAUAAAUGCUUAUAUAGUCCCUUUAAGAAAAACCAUGCAAGGUAGGUGGUAGAUAUUUGUUACCUUUUUUUUUUUUUUUUUUAAGCAGAUGAGCAUGCUGAGGGUUAGUGAGUUUGAGCCACACGGUUAGUAAAUAAGAGGGAUGGGACAAGGGACAGAGCCACUACCCAGGGGUCUCAAUUCUCCUUCACUUUGAGCUUGUUGACACCAGACCCUACAAAUGAAGCUUUUAUCUUAUCAUGUAUUUACUAAUCUGCUCCCAGUAACCCUGGAGCAAAAAUGAGACUUGAAGUGGGGGGAGUGUAUAUAUAUAUAUAUAUAUAUAUAUAUAUAUAUAUAUAUA